Triplophysa rosa is the source of this 1758-nucleotide messenger RNA. Its product is annotated as fucolectin-like. The record is from RefSeq and is a predicted model, not a curated record. NCBI's taxonomy places the organism in Eukaryota, Metazoa, Chordata, Actinopteri, Cypriniformes, Nemacheilidae. The transcript has 7 exons. The coding region runs from base 431 to 1102 and encodes 223 amino acids.
CAGGUGUCCUCAUAACUCUGUUUUACGAUGCACUUGAGGAUUUACGAUCACUCUCAGAUCACUCAGAUCUACGACGAUUUUCAAGUUAUGAUGAAGUUACGAUGCUUUUGGGAAACACGCGUCUAAGAUGAUGUGUAAAGAGUGUUCCAAAUGUACACAGCGAAUGUGUAAGAACAAAUGUAAAGAUGUAAUUUGUCAUAUUAGUGUGUAAAGUGAAUGAGGUGCAUUAGCUGUAUAUACGUUCAUCAGAGCGUCAGUGAUGACGUCAUGAGGGUGGAGAGUCAAACAGAGUGAAGAGUGAAGAAGACACACUGAGUGAAAUCUUCACCUGUAAUCCCCGAGGUGAGUUCGGCUCAUAAUUCUCUUGCGGUGCGUGUUGACUAUCUCUUCUAUUCUCUCUGGGUCUGCUUCUUCACCUUUACACGGUGACAUGGACAAACUCAUUCAUCUGAUUUUACUUUCUUGUCUUGUUUGUAUUCCAGCUAGUUCAGGAGAGAAUUUGGCAUUGAAAGGAACAGUUACACAGUCAUCCACAUAUCUCACCCAUGGAGCUCAAUAUGCCAUAGAUGGUGAAAGAUACAGAGAUGAAUUCUGCUCUACUACAGCCAAAGAAAAUAACCCAUGGUGGAAGUUGGAUCUCUUGAAUGUUUAUAAUAUUAGUCGAGUGAUCAUCACGGCUCAUGGCAGCUCUUUGGAAGAAACCAGUGGAGCAGCAGAGAUUCGGAUUGGAAACUCACUGAUCAAAAAUCCCACAUGUGCUGUGAUCGCCGAUCCUCUACCUGGUAAUACUGUCAGUUACUCAUGUCAUGGGAUGGAGGGACGUUAUGUGAAUGUGCUCAGAUCUGGACCACCAUCUCAUCUCAGUCUGUGUGAGGUGGAGGUCUAUGAAACAGACAAUUUAGCAUCCAAAGGAACAGUUACACAGUCAUCAACAUAUCUCACCCGUGUAGCUCAACAUGCUGUAGAUGGUGUAAGAGACGGCCAAGACAUUGGUACAUACUGCUCUACCACAUCACUUGAGAGUGACCCAUGGUGGAGGUUGGAUCUCUUGGAUGUUUAUGAGAUCAAUACAGUGAUCAUCAGUGCUAGACCAGACUGCUGAGUGGUUCAAACCAAAGGAGCAGAGAUUCAGAUUGGAAACUCUCUGGAAAACAAUGGAAACAACAACCCCAUAUGUGCCGUAACUUCCGGUCUUCUACUCGGUCACACCAUCAGUUACUCAUGUGGUGUAAUGGAGGGACGUUAUGUGAAUUUGUUCAUACCUGGAAGUAUAGUUCUCUCUCUGUGUGAGGUAGAGGUCUAUGGAAAAUUUUUAGGUCAAAGAACAAAAACCUUUCUGAGGCUGAAAUUUUCCUCCAGUGGUGAUGUAGCUGCCGAGAGCGACGACAUCCUCCAUCAGGUCAAAAAUCCCCAAAUAAAAGUGAUUAUUUACGAGAGAAGUGAUAUAUGACACGAGUGAUGGUGAGAGAAUGAGAAAUGAGAGUAUGUUUUGUGUGUGUAUUGACAUAUUUGAUGAAUUUUAGCUGCAGUCUGCUCUGGCAUCACACAUCUCUGAUUUGAAAGUGUCCUGGACACAACACCCCAAGAAAGAGGAAGAGAAAGAGGAGGAAGACACACGUAAGUAUCCUACAGUCAUGUGUUGUCAGGACAGGCCCCGCCCACAUCUGGACUCCAACAACAUGACCUUAUCAUAUUAUAUCAAUAUAAAAAUUCCUCAAUGGAGAGUAAACGUCAAAAUAAUCACAUGUGAAACAACCG